Messenger RNA from Asparagus officinalis (garden asparagus), 2776 nucleotides. RefSeq names its product prolyl endopeptidase-like. Gene Ontology annotation, cellular component: cytosol. Gene Ontology annotation, biological process: proteolysis. NCBI's taxonomy places the organism in Eukaryota, Viridiplantae, Streptophyta, Magnoliopsida, Asparagales, Asparagaceae. The record is from RefSeq and is a predicted model, not a curated record. Gene Ontology annotation, molecular function: serine-type endopeptidase activity; oligopeptidase activity.
UACGUACCAAGAAGAUGGCAACAUCGUUAGCAACACAAUGGCGACACUUUUACUUCACCCACCAAAAAUAAACUCUCUCCAUCUACUCUCGAUUCCAUCUCCAUUCUCCCUACUCCCUCUCAUCCCAUGUCCUCAUUUUAUCGUCAUUCUCAAUCUCAUGUCUACUACAAUAUAAAUAAGGAAAUUAAAAAUAAAUAUUAGAUAGUAGAAGAGAAGAAAAUUAAGAUAACAACAAAAUGGGCUCCCUCCCUUCUCCCACCUCCCCCCUUCCACCCCUCUCUUACCCUCGCCGCGAUGAGGCCGUCGUCGAAGACUAUCACGGUGUUCUCGUCUCCGAUCCAUAUCGAUGGUUAGAAGACCCUGAAGCGGAGGAAACCAAGCAAUUUGUCGAGGAGCAAGCAGCCCUCACUGACUCUGUGCUCUCGCAAUGCGAACACAGACACAAGCUCAAGAAUCAGCUCACUGCUCUCUACAACCAUCCAAGAUUCUACAUCCCAUUCAAACGAGGCGGCAAAUACUUCUACUUUCAAAACACCGGCCUCCAAGCCCAUAACGUGCUCUGCGUUCAGAAAGGUUCGAAUGGAGAACCGGAGGUUUUAUUGGACCCGAACGGAUUAAGUGAAGAUGGUAGUGUCUCUCUCAACAGGUUCGCGAUUAGCGAAGAUGGAGAGUACUUAGCAUAUGGGAUUAGCUCGUGUGGGAGCGAUUGGUCUACUAUUAGAGUAAUGAGGGUUGAAGAUAGGAGAGUUGAAGAUGAUUGCAUUUCUUGGGUUAAGUUCUCACAGAUUACUUGGACUCGUGAUGGCAAGGGGUUCUUCUAUUGCAGGUUUCCUAAGCCCAAGGAAGGGAGUGAAUUGGAUGCUGGGACAGAGACAAAUUCCUACCAAAAUCAUGAACUCUACUAUCAUUUUCUGGGCACUGAUCAAUCAGAGGAUAUACUUUGCUGGAGAGAUCUUGACCAUCCAAAGUACAUCUAUUCAACUGAAAUCACUUUGGAUGGAAAAUAUCUACUUCUGGAAGUUGAAGAAAGUUCUGCAUCCUUCAACAAAUUAUACUACUGCAACUUAUCCUCACUUCCCAAAGGACUUCAAGGAUUCAAGAGCAGCAACCAAUUACUCCCCUUCAUCAAAUUCAUCGAUAACUUUGAAGCACGAUACACAAAUGUAUCAAAUGAUGGUGCCGAAUUUACUUUCUUAACAAAUAAAAAUGCCCCAAAAUAUAAACUAGUUCGAGUAAAUCUCAAUGAACCAGAAGCUUGGACUGACAUUGUGCCAGAGAAUGAGAAGGAUGUAUUAGAAUCAGCACGCGCUAUUAACGGUAACAAGGUUUUAUUAUGUUACAUAAACGAUGUAAAGAAUACUUUGCAAAUAAGAGAUUUGCAAACUGGACAAUUUUUGCACGAUUUACCGAUAGAUAUUGGUACUGUUACCGUGAUUGCUGGUAGACGAGGAGAUAGUGAAGCUUUUAUCGGGUUUACUAGCUUUCUUACUCCUGGAAUUAUUUACAAGUGCAAUUUGGCUGCUGAAGUUCCUGAGAUGAAGAUAUUUAGAGAAGUUUCGGUUCCUGGGUUUGAUCGAAGAGAUUUUCAGGUUAAACAGGUUUUUGUUCCCAGUAAAGAUGGAACUAAAAUCCCCAUGUUCAUCGUCUGCAAAAAGAACAUACUUCUCGAUGGAUCUCAUCCAGCUUUACUAUAUGGUUAUGGUGGUUUCAAUGUUAGCCUCACGCCAUCAUUCAACAUUAAUCAUAUAGUCCUCAUAAAGAAUUUAGGUUUCAUUUAUUGCUUAUCAAAUAUUCGCGGUGGAGGAGAAUAUGGUGAAGAAUGGCAUGAUGCAGCUACACUUUCAAAGAAACAAAAUUGUUUUGAUGAUUUCAUAGCCUCAGCUGAGUUCCUUAUUUCUAGUGGAUAUUCUAGUCCUGAGAGACUGUGUAUAGAAGGUGGAAGUAAUGGUGGGAUUUUAGUUGCAGCUUGCAUAAAUCAGAGACCUGAUCUUUUUGGAUGUGCACUUGCUCAUGUUGGUGUUAUGGAUAUGUUGCGUUUCCACAAAUUCACAAUAGGGCAUGUCUGGGCUUCUGAAUUUGGAUGUUCGGAUAACGAGGAAGAUUUCCGUUGGCUAAUCAAAUACUCACCACUUCACAAUGUCAGAAGACCUUGGGAAAAAUCUGGUGAUCGAUGUUGCCAAUACCCAUCAACAAUGUUGUUAACAGCAGAUCAUGAUGAUCGUGUUGUGCCUUUGCAUUCAUUGAAGUUACUGGCGACAAUGCAGUAUAUUCUCUCCCACAGUGUGGAUAAAAGCCCACAAACGAACCCGAUAGUUGCUCGUAUAGAUCGAAAGUCUGGGCAUGGAGGAGGCCGUUCUAUCCAAAAGCAGAUUGAUGAAGCUAGUGAUCGCUAUGGCUUCGCUGCCAAGAUGUUGGGAGCUUAUUGGAUCGAUUGAACCCCCUUCUAGCAAAAAAUGGAAAUUUCAUGAUAUAGAUUGAUGAAAGCAAUGAGCUCAUCAAGUGGGACAUUGCACAUUAGAUUGUUGUUGUUCCCUAUACUGCAAUUUUACGUUAAAACGCCGCGUCCCUUAACAAGUUUAGUGACAAAUUCUGUAGGUCAGGCCCCGAUUAAACAGUUGUAUAGCGACGGAAGAAAAUAUUUGUAAAGAUGCAUAAAACUGGGUUUUAGAUGAUCAUGCUCACGAAUGUAUCAGGAAAAAGAAUCAAAACAGAACGGAACAUUGGGUAAUCUGAUUUACCUUUCUUUGGAAUGAGAAUGUUUAUUUGGUUCCUCAUA